Molecule: messenger RNA, 2037 nt
Organism: Penaeus vannamei (Pacific white shrimp)
Lineage: Eukaryota; Metazoa; Arthropoda; Malacostraca; Decapoda; Penaeidae
Source: RefSeq, a predicted model, not a curated record
UUGACUUCCGAAGCCAAACAUUCGCUAUUACCUUUCAUUCCGACGCUGUUGGAUCAGACAUGGGGUUUAAGCUGGACGUGACCCAACGCACCCAAGGCUGCAGCGGGGGCAUCGGGCCCGUGCAGCCCCCCAUCCCCCCCGGGUUGUGCGACGCCGUGACGGAGCAAGUCGGCUUCGUGCUGCUCAGUCCUGGCUACCCGACACGGUACCCGACCUCCACCGACUGCACAACCACAAUCCUCAAGGCCUCGCCUGAUGUGCGCAGCCUGGUGUUGCAGCUGGUGGACUUCGAGCUGGCGCCGUCGCUGGGCUGCUCCGAGGACUACCUCGAGGCUUCGGGCGAGCGGCUGUGCGGACUCCUCACCGGCCAGACCCGUACUGUACAGUUCGUCGGCAACGCGAUCACCCUUCGCUUCCACUCGGGUCCCUUUUCAAGCGGAGGGCGUGGCUACCGCAUUCGCAUCGGCCAGAGCACUUCCACGGACCCCAUCACGCCGGGCGGCUGCGGGGGCGUCGUCGAUGCCUCCAGCGCCACGAUCCAGUCACCAGACUACCCUGCACCAUACCGGCCCAGCCUCGACUGCGUCUUCACCGCCCUCAAGUCUAACCCGGAAGUCUGCCAACUUUAUAUCAGGAUUCUAGAUUUCGAAAUGGAAGACAGUGCUCAGUGUACAAAAGAUUUUCUGCAAGUCGGUGCGCAGGAGAGGCUGUGCGGACAUCGUUAUCCAGAUGAGACACGUCGAUACCAUUUUACAGACAACCAACUGGAUAUUGUCUUCCACUCGGACGGCUUUGGCUCUGGCCGUGGUUUCAGAAUUGAGAUAAGGCAGCACAUGUGCGGCUACUUCAAGCCCACGUACCCUCAUUACCCAUCUCACCGGCCAACUUACCAUCGGCCAAUCCAACGCCCACAGAAAAGGCCUCCUUUUCUUUGGCCAGCCAAGCCUUUCCAGAAACCCAUAUUCAUCAACUGGUGGAGAUUCCAGCCAUUCUCAAGACCCAAUUUCUAUGCCAGGCAGAGGUACACUAGCAAACCUAUUGGUAGCUCUUUGUACAAUAAGCAUCAAAGCACAAGUAAUGGGCACAGCAGUACAAGUUACAGACCACCAAAUAUGAGUUACGGUCCGCCAAGCACGACCCCUAGCCCGUAUUUCCCUCCUUUCGUGACCCCUCCGGCCACUGUGUAUCCAACGACCCCCAGGCCCACCUUCCCAACUCUUCCAACCACAGUGCCAACCCUGCCCACCGUCACUCCAGUGUUGCUGCUCCAACCCGGGGACGUUCCGACGCCACUUACAGCUUCCGGGAGUCUCAAUGGGACCCGCUUGGGCCCCUCGAAGGGUGAGGAAGACGCAGAGGAAAUAAAUACAGAAAGCCCAUGCGGCGGUUCAUAUCGUACUAGGAGCUUCAGGAUUCAGAGCCCAGGGUACCCAGGGCCCUACUACACAGAUAUGCUCUGCGUCUAUAGGAUUUACAAGUACGGCACAGACGUCUGCGGUGUGGAACUCGUGAUGGAUCAGUUCGACGUCGAGGAGAGCCAGUCGUGCUCCGAAGCUCGACUGGUAGUAGCUGGCCGCCGCUACUGCGGUCGCAUAAAGACAGGAACUCACGGGGUCUUGCCAUUCCCCGCCGAAGGACCAAUCACCAUGGAGUUCUUGGCAGGCCGCUAUCACAGCGGGGCUGGCUUCACUCUGCGAGGGAGGCAGAUCCCCUGCGGGGAGGAAUCCGCAAUACCAGAGGAGUCCAAGGCGGAGCCCUUAUUGUUGCACGAGUUUUCGAAAGAACCUUCAGCCUCUAGGGACUUGGUUCUACCCUGGGUGGGGCCGGGGGGGCGGGACCGCCCAGCCCCACACGGACGGAGGGGCUGGACGUCCAUCCUUGGAUGACGGAAGGGAACAAAACGGAAAAUGAGGGGGAUGAGGGAAAUGUGGAGGCUCUCUGAAAGUCAGUUUCUGUGCCAGUGGGUGCUGUGAGGUUAAAAUGCACGGCUAAGAUGUUUUAAAUAAAACAAAACAUACCUUGUUUUCUUUAAAUUGC